UAAACCAUGGUCAAUGGUCAAUAACCAGACAUUCAAUAUGGCAUGCCAUGAGUACUAUUUGAGAUUUUUCUCUCUUUCGUAGAUCGAAACAAUAAUCUCAUCGCAUUGUUGGGCUAAGACGAUAUUCAAAUUAACAGGAUGACAGACAAUAGGAUUGAAGAGAGGCUACUUAUUGAAACAAGACCAGCAGAGGCAAAAGGGAGUAGCCUCAAAGGCAGAGUUUGGGAGGAAGAAAAGAAGAUAUGGAGAGUCACUUUUCCGGCGAUGUUGUCCCGAGUCACCAACUUUGGAUUCUUUGUGGUCACUCAGGCAUUCAUCGGUCACGUUGGCGAGACUCAGCUCGCCGCCUAUGCCCUCAUUCAGACCAUCGGUGUUCGUUUCGCUUUUGGAAUACUCUUAGGCAUGUCGAGUGCUACCGAAACUCUAUGUGGUCAAGCCUUUGGAGCCAAGCAAUAUCACAUGCUCGGCAUCUACCUGCAGAGGUCGUGGAUCGUUAACUUUGUUACCGCGACAAUCAUAGUUCCCAUAUUCAUCUUCAGCACCCCAAUCUUCGAGCUACUUCAGGAAGAGGACUCGAUUGCGGACUCGGCGGGGUACAUAGCCCUGUGGUUCAUCCCAAUCAUCUACUGCUUUUGUUUCAGCCUCACUAUCCAACAGUUCUUGCAGUCCCAGCUCAAGAACUCGAUAAUCGGUUGGCUCUCCUCGAUCUCAUUCGCACUCCAUGUGCUCUUGUCAUGGCUGUUUGUCAAUGUGCUCGACUGGGGCAUCCCAGGAGCAAUGAGUGCAAUGAUCAUGUCUAGCUGGUUCGUGGUGAUUGGGGAGUUUGUGUACAUGUUUGGAGGCUGGUGCCCUCGUACAUGGAAAGGGUUCACUGUGGCUGCUUUUGCAGAUUUGUGGCCAGUCAUAAAGCUCUCGGUUUCGUCAGGGGUGAUGCUGUGCUUGGAGCUAUGGUACAGUGCAGUUCUAGUUCUGUUGGCUGGGUACAUGAAGAGAGCCUCGGUCGCAAUAUCAGCAUUCUCCAUUUGUCUUAACAUCAUGUUAUGGGAGUUCAUGAUCUGCCUCGGGUUCCUGAGCAGCGCAGUUGUGCGGGUCGCUAACGAAUUGGGGCGAGGGGAUGCUAAGGCUGUAAAGUUUUCUGUCAAAGUCAUAUUAGGCAAUUCGAUCAGCAUCGGGGUCAUUUUCUGGAUUCUCUGCCUAGUCUUUGGCCAUCAAAUCGCCCAUAUAUUCACGAGCAAAAAGGAGGUCAUUGAAGAGGUCACCAACCUCUCUGUGUUGCUUGCCUUCUCCAUUCUGCUGAACAGUAUUCAGCCGAUUUUCACAGGGGUGGCAAUUGGUGCUGGAAGGCAAACUAUGGUGGCCUAUGUCAAUGUUGGGUGCUAUUACGCAAUUGGGGUGCCUCUAGGAGUUGUGCUCAGUUAUUUGGCCAAUCUACAAGUUCGGGGCAUAUGGAUCGGUAUGAUAAUUGGAGUAGCAACGCAGACAAUGGUGCUCGGCUUUAUCACCUACAGAACCAACUGGGAUGAGCAGGUGCAUAAAUCAUCAGAGCGGCUUAACAGAUGGUUCCAAAGAGAUGAAGAAGACAGCACCAACAGCAGUUCUACAAGUGCAACUCAUAAAUAACAAUGAGCUACAACUUCAAGUCGUUUCUAUCAUUUUUCUUUUCCAGAUGGAUUUAUAAGACACCGAUGAAGAUUGAGAUUAUCCAGAUCAGACCAAUGCCUUUGACGCUUUUAUGCCAAGCAAGAGUCAUAAUGUUUUUUCUUUUGUGAGUCAGUUCUCUGGAAAUUGGUACGUGCAUCCCGAGUCUUGACCAUUUCUUUGGGCUGCAUAUAUAUUCUACUAGCUGCUCUGUGGGAAGAGAAGCGUACGAAUUCGAUCA
Messenger RNA from Punica granatum (pomegranate), 1879 nucleotides. NCBI's taxonomy places the organism in Eukaryota, Viridiplantae, Streptophyta, Magnoliopsida, Myrtales, Lythraceae. The record is from RefSeq and is a predicted model, not a curated record.